Messenger RNA from Branchiostoma belcheri (Belcher's lancelet), 1599 nucleotides. Its product is annotated as neuropeptide FF receptor 2-like. Gene Ontology annotation, biological process: G protein-coupled receptor signaling pathway. The record is from RefSeq and is a predicted model, not a curated record. The coding region runs from base 117 to 1304 and encodes 395 amino acids. Gene Ontology annotation, cellular component: membrane. Gene Ontology annotation, molecular function: peptide binding; neuropeptide Y receptor activity. The transcript is spliced from 5 exons. Lineage: Eukaryota; Metazoa; Chordata; Leptocardii; Amphioxiformes; Branchiostomatidae.
AUGAAUGUUGUAGAUAUAUAUACUGCCGGUUCUUUACGUUAGGACUGCUGGUUUCUACUAGCCGGUUGUAACUGUUCGUUGCCGCCGUAGCCUCGCCGAAACCUCGCGGUGGCAAGAUGCUGAUGUCAACCAUCAGCCCCUACCUGAACUUCUCGACCUGGGUGUCGCUGUACCCCAACAUGACCGUCACAGGGUCUCCGCCGUGGGAGGAAAACUCAACCUUCGGCUACGGGACCGCACCGACUCCCCGGUACUACCCCUACCCGGGGUACGAGCAUCCUGACACCGCAGAAGUGACGAUAAAGAUCGUGGUGUACUCCCUGCUGUUACUGAUGGCUCUCGUCGGCAACCCCAUCGUCAUCCUCAUCGUGUCUCUCAACAAGACCAUGUGGACGCCCACCAACUUCUACAUCAUGAACCUGGCCAUAGCAGACCUGCUCAUAGCCCUGUUCUGCAUGUGGAUCCAUCUGGUCCAGAGCAUGAUACCCAACUGGAUCUUCGGGGACUUCAUGUGCCGCUUCAACAACUUCAUUCAAGGUGCAUCGGUAGCCUGCAGUAUCCUGACCAUGACGGUGAUCGCCAUGGACCGCUUCUACGCCAUCAUCUUCCCGCUGAAGGCCCGGGUUACCGACACUAACGCCGCCGUGGUCAUAUCGCUUGUCUGGAUCGCCGCCAUCGCUGCCAACGUGCCUCUACUGGUGGUCCUGGAACAGAAGGAGUAUCUGUGGGACGACGGCUUUCUGGAGGUGUGGUGCUUUGAGAGCUGGCCCAAUGACAACUACCACGGCUACAGGCAGGCCUACUCCAUGUUCCUGUUUGUCGCCAUCUACACUAUCCCAAUGCUUGUCAUGACCGGAGCCUACGCCAUGAUCGGCAAAAAGCUGUGGAACAAGAUGACUCCCGGAGUCACCAUCAUGUCAAUGGAAUCCGCACAGGCUAAGAUCAAGAAAAAGGUAAUCAGGAUGCUGGUCGUCUUGGUCCUGGUUUUCUUCGUCUGCUGGACUCCUUACCAGAUCAUCCAGCUGUACAAGGACUUCAGGAGAAAAGGACCGCUUCCUGACUGGUUCGGGGACCUUCGCUACGCAGCUCUGCUGCUCGGCUACGCCAACUCCUCCUUCAACCCCAUCAUCUACGGCGGCUUCAACGAGAACUUCCGGAAGGGGUUCCAGGACGCCAUGAAGAUCACUUGUUGCCGGAGCAACCGGGUGGAACCGGAAAUGCCGCGGGUCUACCAGGACGACCAGGGCGCCAACGAUCUGGAGCUGCGACCGGAAGUCAUCGAGACGGUGUCUGAGCACAUGUGAGGCGUGAGGCCAAGGAAGAAUAUACUAUAGACCAUUACAGCAUCCCUUGCAAUCCAAGCUGUAAGCAUUAAGUACAACGCUGCAUUUGGCAGUGCAGUAACUGACCAGUAACUUUUCUUUCUUGGAUUGUCAAAUAGCUCGGGGCCAAGGAAGAAUAUAGACCAUUCCAGCAUCCCUUGCAAUCCAAGCUGUAAGCAUUAAGUACACUGACUGACAAUGCUGCAUUUGGCAGUGCAGUAACUGACCAGUAACUUUUCUUUCUUGGAUUGUCAAAUAGCUUAUAAGUAGUCCGUGA